AGGCGCGGCUUCUUCCCUCCAACCUUUGCGACGCUCUCACCUGGCUGCUUCCAGUCAGACACUGUGUACUACCCGGAAUGGACAUUUGAGUCAUGGACUCUCCACCGAGAAACUCUCCGGUAAGGCCGGGCUUCCAGAGUGUGGAGAUCCAGAAGACAACAUGGGAAGUCCCGGAAAGAUACACGGCGCUGCGGGCAGUUGGCUCUGGUGCCUAUGGCACAGUUUGCUCUGCCAUAGACCAGAGGACCAAGGAGAAGGUGGCCAUUAAGAAGCUGUAUCGGCCUUUCCAGUCCCUCAUCCACACCAAACGAGCUUACCGGGAACUCAGGCUGCUUCGCCACAUUGAGCAUGAAAAUGUUAUAUGUCUCCUCGACGUCUUCACACCUGAUUCUUCCAUGGAGAAAUUCCAAACCUUUUACAUGGUGAUGCCCUUUGUAGCGCAAGAUCUGAGCCACAUCAUGAAGAAGCGGAGAUUGACUGAUCGCAUUAUCACAUACCUGUUCUACCAGCUUCUAAGAGGACUUAAAUACAUUCAUUCUGCUGGCAUCAUCCACCGGGACCUAAAACCUGGCAACUUGGCAGUGAACGAGAACUGUGAACUAAAGAUAUUGGACUUUGGCCUAGCGAGGCACACAGAGACUGAGAUGACUGGUUAUGUGGUGACCCGCUGGUACCGAGCUCCAGAGGUCAUAUUCAACUGGAUGCACUACAGUCAGACAGUGGAUGUCUGGUCAGCUGCCUGCAUCCUGGCUGAGAUGAUCACCGGCCAGAUUCUUUUUCCUGGAGACGACAGUCUUGAUCAACUGAAAAAGAUCCUCCGCUUGACUGGAACACCUGACUCAACUUUGGUGCAGAAGAUGCAGAGUAAAGAUGCACAGUCGUAUGUUCAAGGUCUCCCUGCGCAAAAGAAGAAAAACUUCAAAGAGGUCUUUCCGUCCAUGGACGAAAAAGCUGUCUCGCUUCUGGAGGGUAUGUUGCUGCUGGAUCCAGACACAAGAUUGACAGCCACACAGGGACUCUCGCACCCCUUCUUGGAGGAAUACCAUGACCUGGAGAGCGAGCCUGACUCUCAGCCGUAUGAUGAUUCCUUUGAGAGCCUGGAGCUCACCGUUGCAGAGUGGAAGAGUCUCAUCCACAUGGAGAUUAUGACUUUUGACCCAGAUGAUCCCAGUCAGACAGCCAUAUAGGGAGAUGCACCGGCGCUAACCUUAUAUUUAAUUUUUAAUGCUCCCUUAAGCCUUUUUGCCAUCAGAUAAUAGCUAAAUGUAAGUGAUUAUGAACUAAAUAUACCCAUGUGAUGUGCUAACCAGUCAAUAAUGAAUAAUUCAUUUCGUCAGCCCUCUAAUUAUCGGUGAAGCCCCCUUUAGCCCCGGGAGAUAAAACAAAUCCUGCUGUUGCUAUUGUGUAUUUAGUCAUUGAUAUAUUUAUUGUAUUUUCUACUAGUAUUAUUAUGUAUUUACCUAUUUAUCUUUUAAGUGCUGUAUAUAUGAGUCUAACGCUUUGAUUAGUCCUGCAGUACAAAUAUUGUGAUUCUCAGGCCACAGCAUUAAUACUAGUAUUUGCAGUGCAAAACAAAUUGGGCAAAGGGAGAAGUGGUAGUAGUCAUAUUACUUUUGACCACUAGAAAGCAGCAUUAGAUCAAUUCAAACAAGCCUUAAGCGUGAAAACGAUGUAAACCGGUGUUGUCAUGUAUUAUGUUUUUGACAAAUGGAGAUAGUAUAGUAUCUUGUGCCAAAUCAAAUUGGUUAAUUUAUAAAAUUCUGAGUCAAUCUCAGACCUAAUAUUCCGAACUUUGCUUGAAUGGGAACAGACAAAAUACAAAAUAUUGGAAAUGACUUCUCAGUAUGAUACACGAUUAUAGCAACCACUAUAAUAAUACAUACCCCCACCCCACCCUACUCCGUUCCUCAUGGAGUGAUUAAGUCCUGAACUUUAAUAACAUAACUGGGCGUGAAAUAGUUUUCUUUGCCUCAGGCUUGGUUUGUGUUAGUGAAAUUUUGCAUGUUUGCAAUUGUACUGUUUAGGUUUCUGUCAGGUGAUGCCAGAUACAGCACGAUCUGAAAAGAUUUGACUACAGCAGGGGGCACCAAUGUGGUGCCCGUGGGAACCAGGCAGGCAGGUAGCCAGCAAGGACCAUAUGAGUACCAGGGUACGUGGGGUAAAAAAUCCUCACCAGUGAUAGGAUUUUCUUGGAGUGUUGUACAAUUGAUUUAAAAAAUGUAUGCACUGUGAGAUAUCUGAUUAAAAAGUGUUGCAUAUAA
This is a messenger RNA of Syngnathus typhle (broad-nosed pipefish), 2261 nucleotides long. RefSeq names its product STKc_p38 domain-containing protein. Bases 93 to 1187 code for a protein of 364 amino acids. Gene Ontology annotation, biological process: protein phosphorylation; intracellular signal transduction. The record is from RefSeq and is a predicted model, not a curated record. The transcript is spliced from 12 exons. NCBI's taxonomy places the organism in Eukaryota, Metazoa, Chordata, Actinopteri, Syngnathiformes, Syngnathidae. Gene Ontology annotation, cellular component: nucleus; cytoplasm. Gene Ontology annotation, molecular function: MAP kinase activity; ATP binding.